Molecule: messenger RNA, 234 nt
Organism: Acomys russatus (golden spiny mouse)
Lineage: Eukaryota; Metazoa; Chordata; Mammalia; Rodentia; Muridae
Product: ubiquitin-like
Exons: 1
Coding region: 1-234 (77 amino acids)
Biological process (GO): modification-dependent protein catabolic process; protein ubiquitination
Cellular component (GO): nucleus; cytoplasm
Molecular function (GO): ubiquitin protein ligase binding; protein tag activity
Source: RefSeq, a predicted model, not a curated record
AUGCAAAUCUUCGUGAAGACCCUGGCUGGCAAGACCAUCACCCUGGAGGUGGAGCCCAGUGACACCAUUGAGAACACGAAGGCCAAGAUCCAAUAUAAAGAGGGCAUCACCUCUGAACAGCAGAGGCUCAUCUUUGCUGGCAAACAGCUGGAAUAUUGCCACACCCUUUCUGAUUACAACAUCCAGGAAGAGUCAACACUACACCUGGUCCUUCAUCUGAGGGGUGGCUAUUAA